This is a messenger RNA of Macaca mulatta (Rhesus monkey), 1110 nucleotides long. RefSeq names its product transmembrane 4 L six family member 19 (gene TM4SF19). The record is from RefSeq and is a predicted model, not a curated record. Lineage: Eukaryota; Metazoa; Chordata; Mammalia; Primates; Cercopithecidae. Gene Ontology annotation, cellular component: membrane.
UUAUUGUUGUUGUGAACUUCUUACUGUGUCUAAUUUAUAAAUUAAACUUUACUAUAGGUACGUAUGUAUACGAAAAAGCGUAGUACAGACAGUCCUCUACUUAUGAAGGUUUGACUUCUAAUUUUCCAACUUUACGACAGGUUUCUAGGGACCUAACUCCAUCAUAAGUUAACUCCUUACACGUUAUGAUAGGAUUACGGUUUCUACUGAAUACUCAUUGCUUUUGCACCGCAUAAAGUCAAAAGUAUCUGCUGAAGCUCUUGGAACAUAUCCGCUGCAGAUAUGGAGGACUACUGCGUGUGUGUAAUGCUGUCCUCUCCCUGCACGCCUGCAAGCUCACGGACUUGCUCCCGUAUCCUGGGGCUGAGCCUUGGGACUGCAGCCCUGUUUGCUGCUGGGGCCAACAUGGCACUCCUCUUUCCUAACUGGGAUGUGACCUACCUGUUGAGGGGCCUCAUUGGCAAGCACGCCAUGCUGGGAACUGGGCUCUGGGGAGGAGGCCUCAUGGUACUCACUGCCGCUAUCCUCAUCUCCUUGAUGGGCUGGAGAUACGGCUGCUUCAGUAAGAGUGGGCUCUGUCGAAGCGUGCUUACUGCUCUGUUGUCAAGUGGCCUGGCUUUACUUGGAGCCCUGAUUUGCUUUGUCACUUCUGGAGCUGCUCUGAAAGAUGGUCCUUUUUGCAUGUUUGACACUUCAUCCUUCAAUCAGACACAAGCUUGGAAAUAUGGUUACCCAUUCAAAGACCUGCAUAGUAGGAAUUAUCUGUAUGACCGUUUGCUCUGGAACUCCGUCUGCCUGGAGCCCUCUACCGCUGUUGUCUGGCAUGUGUCCCUCUUCUCCGCCCUUCUGUGCAUCAGCCUGCUCCAGCUUCUCCUGGUGGUCGCUCACGUCAUCAACAGCCUCCUGGGCCUUUUCUGCAGCCUCUGUGAGAAGUGACAGGCAGAACCUUCUGGGCCUUUUCUGCAGCCUCUGUGAGAAGUGACAGGCAGAACCUUCUCGUUCAAGCCGGGAUGUUUUCAUCAUUGGUUGCCUGAAUCCUUUCUACAAGGAGUGGGUACAAAUUACAAACAAACUUUCCCUUUGGGUAUCUCUGGAGAAAUAAUGACAAAA